AUGAGUAAGGUAGGAGACUCGAGCAAAAAGUUCCAUGUGAACUCAAGUGGCUUGCUGGGGGCAGAGUCGCUGGAAAAUUUGACUAGCUCGCUGGAAAAGUCUUUUUCGGCCUCACCACGUACUUCCCCAUCAAGACCACGUAAAACUCGCAAAGAAACACAAAUAUCACCCUCUUUAGGGACACAUCCUCAAUCUCAGAGCCCAACGGUGUUCAGUCCUGCUGCAUACGAAAUCUCCAAGAAGUUUGGCAAGUUCACAGAGAAAUUUAGCUUUGGCUCGCCGCGGAGCGCGGUUAGUAACUCGGGCAACUCACUUCCGUCUCAGAAAAAUCAAUCCAGGCCUUUGCAGAGCACCAAAAUCACCUCUCCUAGAUUCCAAGAACCAUACAAGUCGCCCAAUAUAUGGGGUACACCAACCUCGUCGCAACAAAGCUCACCUGAAUCAAAACGCAAGAAUUCGAUACCAGACUCAUGUAUAUUCUGUGAUCUUCCUCUGCAGUCCAUGCUGCUGUACAAGUCUGAGAAAAUGGACCCUGAAGGUAUAAUAGAGCUUAGGUGUCAACAUAGCUGCCAUGAGAAAUGUCUCCUGUUGGAGAUGGAAUUUGUCAAUAUUUCAAAAAUACAGUCGGCGGCUUCAGUGGCGCCUGUAUAUUUCCCUCAUUGUCCCAAGUGUCAUCAAAAUGUGCGAGCAGUUCCUGCAUCCCAGGUAGUUGCCGACCAAAUGAUCACUAACACCUUGACAGUGCCUGUCAGAAAACCGGAGCCUGCACAUAGUUUUCAUUAUCGCCAGCCAAAUUCUCAACCGGGCUCCAAUGGAUCCUCUCCACUGAUAGCACAGCGCAACAGAGCAGAUCAACGGGUGCAUCAAAGACACGCCAAAAAGCCUUCGCGUGGGUCAUCAAUUUCUGCUGUAUCUUCCAUUAUAUCAUCGGUAUCGGUCCAAGCAGUUCCGGAAUCAGGCAGUACUACAACUUUGCCUUUGGAUUCCUCAAGGAUGAAGAGUUCAUGGACGAGCGAUUUUCCAAUUUAUCUUCUGCGGUCGAAAUUUAUUGGGGAGCUGAUUAUGCUACAGUCCCAAAAAUUUGAUACGGUUAGGCUUAAUAAAUUGGCCGUUGAUUCAUUCGGUGAUUUGCGCCUCGUUGACAAGUUGGAGAUAAGCGAGGACCUUGUGCUGUGGGAUGAGUGCUACUGCUACUUGUUUGAGCGCAUGCUCGUGCUUGUGGAUUUGUGCGCUAGCACGAUCAAAACGUAUUCUGUCGACCACUCCCUGAAAUCUCAAAUUCCCUCACCAACAGUGGUGAAAGUUCAGUUCGGCUCCCAACUAUUAUAUUUGAGCUGUUCGGAGGAGGAGGUUCUGGAAAAAUGGGGGGUGGCGUUGGCCAACCUCAACACGGAGUUUCCGAGCGGUUUGAUUACCACAACAGUGAAAGAGGACGAAUUUUACGAAAUACUCAAAUUUAACGAAACCGAGACACCCCAACAACUUCCGCCAGGCGUGGAUCCAAAAUUCUACGAAGCUACCAUUAAUUCGCUGGUGUUUAGUCGUAAGCCGGCCGCAAUGAUUAUCGUUAUCAACCAACUCACUCCCUCGCACCAUUCAUUGGUAUCCAUAAAAAACAUCGUGCGCAGUUUAUUAAUGGUUAAGAUUCAGAUAUACAUGAUAUUUACUUCUUCUUUGCAGUUGCGUCCCGAGUCUCAGGUGUUGAGUACGCUGAGUUUUGACAGCGGGGCGGACGAUGAUGAGAAGGAGGAUCUUUUCAGUAAGAUUGACGAGUACCAGAAGCUGCUAAGCGAUGUGACUCCAACUGCCGACGAGAACAAGGUCCACUGGGGGACGGACGACACUCUCUCCGCAACUUUACAGAGCUUUCGAGACAAAAGCCCUCAUUCUGAACUUGACGAGCUCGCUACCGUGGUGUUGUCGGUUACUCCGCUGAGCGAACUGAACCGGCUUCCUACGUCGAAAAACAUUUUUGUUGAAAUAAGCACGCCCCCAAAUCUGAAUGCAUCGCUUAGAAGAUCGAGUGUUUUCAACGUUACUGGUUGGGAGGAUGCUAUGGAAGCUAUAUGCAGCUACACUGGACUAGAAUUUGAUGACAGUGACUUCGAAGAAACCUCUGACGAAAGUGACGAUGACGAGCGCCCGCAGCCGACAGGCAUCGACUCUGACUUGCCCUCUAGUCAGUGGAACCCUGAUUUCUCAUGUGAUGGUUGUAUCCUAAUCACUACUCCUUCUUCAUUGCAAGGAACUAUUAACACUGAUACUUCUGAGCCAACCUCUACCACCUCCUCUUCUUCCACAUCGUCCUCGCUGGAGCAACCCACCUCCUCUUCCUCUUCCUCCCCGACUACCUCUUCUUCCACAACCCAGGAGACAACAACCACUGUUGAAGCCACGGCUACAACCUCUUCUAGCUCCUCGUCAUCAACUGUUACUUCUACUGCUGCACUUACUACACCAUACACGACCACUACAGCCACGAGUUCCCUGCAAACAACACCUGCCACCACAGAGCUCACCGAAGGUCCCUCUUCGACUACUCCAACAAAUACAAAUGAGGUAGUCACAACAGUUAUCGGCAAGUUGUCAACUAAUACGUAUGUUAUAUCUACCAGCUCUGCCAUUGUGUUGCUUGUGACCCAUACAGAAACACUUACGUAUGUGAACUCGCAGGUUUCCACUUCAACGCAAACUAUUCCUGAAUCAUCUUUGAUUGUUGAGGCAACAGCAACAUCAAUCUACACAGAUCCUGUGUCCACAACAAGUUUUCUCGGGUACUUCAAUCAUUCCACCAAUAGUAUUGAGUAUGAGACCGUCACUUCCAUCUUUUAUGGUUCUUCUUACUCUCUUUACACAGAUUAUAGAACACAUUACUUUACCAGCUACCUUACGACUACCACAGAAACGGUGGUGACAGACACCUACAUCGUUUGGGAUACCAGAGUUAUCGAAUCUUAUAGCUUGACCACUGGCUACCAAACGCUAGUUUCAACUCUAUAUCCAACCACAGUGGUUUCCACCAUUGCGUCUUCUACUACAUCCACUGCUCAGACUCCUGCUCAGACUCCUGCUCAGACUACUUCUGCAACCGUCCUGCCUACCGUUACUGAGUCUUCUUACUUUACCGUCACCUCAGUGGUCAGUCCUACCGAAAGUUCGUGUCUUGUUUGGGCUAACAGUGCGACUUCAUGGACUGUGGGUUCUGCUGGUAUUGAAAUCCAGAGCUCGGCCACAGUCCAGGCUGUGGCCAAUGAGGGAAGGAAAAGUAAAGAUAUAACAGGGGUGGCUCUUUGGUUCACUUUGACUGCUUGGUUUGCAAUAACUUUAUUCAUCUAA
Molecule: messenger RNA, 3336 nt
Organism: Ogataea parapolymorpha DL-1
Lineage: Eukaryota; Fungi; Ascomycota; Pichiomycetes; Pichiales; Pichiaceae
Exons: 2
Coding region: 1-3336 (1111 amino acids)
Source: RefSeq, a predicted model, not a curated record